AUGGACAACGCCUCUCAGACUCAGAAGCAAUGGCGAUGUGUGUUGGUUAUCAUUAUCGAGAUAUCCUUGGACACUUGUGAGUUGAAGAUGGGGGAUGCAUGGGACAGUCGAAUUCCAGAUUACUCUUUGAAGCGGUUCGGCUGUGGAGUUUGUGGAAAUGGGCCUGGACCUUCCAGAAGCUUCCUAGUCCUUUUUUUGGCCGACGUGCUCCGUACUCCGUACAUAUUUACGACGCUUUGGAAUGCCACGCGCCGUGAUUAUGUCGGGAACUUUGAUCACUCUUUAGAAAGUUCCCGCAUGGGGGCGGACGACACGGUAUUCGCGGAACUAAUGGAGGCACUCGACUUCCAGCCCGUGCGACUCGAAGCCGUUGAAAGUGUGUCAUAG
This is a messenger RNA of Coccidioides immitis RS, 387 nucleotides long. RefSeq lists its product as uncharacterized. The record is from RefSeq and is a predicted model, not a curated record. The transcript has 2 exons. Bases 1 to 387 code for a protein of 128 amino acids. Lineage: Eukaryota; Fungi; Ascomycota; Eurotiomycetes; Onygenales; Onygenaceae.